Molecule: messenger RNA, 12498 nt
Organism: Cephus cinctus (wheat stem sawfly)
Lineage: Eukaryota; Metazoa; Arthropoda; Insecta; Hymenoptera; Cephidae
Gene: Nipped-A
Product: transformation/transcription domain-associated protein
Exons: 8
Coding region: 656-12013 (3785 amino acids)
Biological process (GO): DNA repair; regulation of DNA-templated transcription
Cellular component (GO): NuA4 histone acetyltransferase complex; nucleus; SAGA complex
Molecular function (GO): transcription coregulator activity; protein binding
Source: RefSeq, a predicted model, not a curated record
AUCCGUUUCUUCUGCGACCUCCGAAAUGGCAUUUACGUUUCUUACAGUCUUUGCCAGAUCCUGUGUUACACGCGCAAUUCGUGCUGCUGCUUUGAAUUUUGUGGCAGCUCUUUGUUUUUCCAUUUUCUUUUUCCACUGAAAUUGCACGAUAAUUAAAGUUAUUUUUCGUUAUUUUAAAUUUCGCGCAUUAUGUUGAACUAUGGCAGGAGUAGUGAGACUGGUCUAGGGUCCCUAUGUGUAAUGCGAACUGUAUAAACGAUAAUAAAACGCAAAUUUGCCGGUCCGCGAUUGUCGAAUGUUUUAAGUUUGACAUUGCGUAUUGAAAUUUUACCAUUUCUCCGAAAGAUUUUGUUUCUAAUAGAAUAGUGUAUAUUACGUGCGCGUUUUAACUCUUGAUAAAAAUGUGACAUUACGGAGAAUAAGUGUACUGCAUAUGGAAGAACAGUAGCCUCAAUCUAUCCACGAGAUUCUAACCAUUAUGCUGGUCUGUCCUUGCUCCAUUGAUUCUAUCCAACACCUAUCGUGAAUUUUCGGAUGGCUUUUAAUUAAUCCCAUCAUUGAUCAUCGUGCUGUUUCUGAUAUGAUGGCGACAGGUAUCUAGUAAUUAUAUAAAUAGUUGUUAAUCAGAAAAGAGUACGAGAUUAAUUGAAACAACAUGGCUCCACCGGAUCCGCUAACCCAGAUGAAUACGUAUCGGUCUUACGUGACGAUGCUUGCUGAUCCUGGGUCCAAGGAUGAAUUAAAAUUAAAGGCAGCUCAGGAACUGUCAGAGAACUUUGAGGUUAUUAUGUGCUCCUCUCAAUAUCCAGCAUUUUUGGAUCACCUUAUGAAGAUUUUUUUGAAGAUACUUCAGGAUGGCGAACCUCACUUUAUAUCAGAAUAUAAUAUCCAGCAAGUUAGAAAACUCAUCCUGGAGAUGAUACACAGAUUACCUACAAAUGAAUACUUGAGACCUUACGUAAAGCAGAUUUUAAGUUUGAUGCUGAAACUUUUGGAAACUGAAAACGAAGAGAAUAUACUUGUCUGCUUAAGGAUUAUAAUUGAAUUACAUAAGCAGUACAGACCAACAUUCAAUCCUGAGAUUCAACAUUUUCUACAAUUCGUUAAAUCAAUAUAUAGCGAAUUGCCUAAACAUUUGCCAAAGAUUUUCGAGCCCAGACCACCAUUACGGGUGAAAGAUUUAUCAGAAAUAAAUAUAGAGGCUCUGUUGAGAGAGACAUUUACAAUCACUGCUAUUCAAAGUGAGAAGAAAGCUGCUGAUGGAACUGUCGUCACGUAUAAUCUUAUUCCAAAAGCAGUCUUAUCCUUGAAAGUACUGCAGGAACUCCCAAUAAUAGUGGUCCUCAUGUAUCAAAUUUAUAAGCAGAACGUGCAUCAGGAUGUUUCUGAUUUUAUACCAUUAAUUAUGACAACUAUUACGUUACAACCAAGUUCUCAGCAUAGGGCAUCUCCUGGUUUCAACAAAGAAGUCUUUGUAGAUUUUAUGGGUGCUCAGAUCAAGACGUUAUCCUUCCUGGCUUACAUUAUUAGAAUUUAUCAGGACGUUGUGUCUCAACACAGUACUAUGAUGGUUAAAGGAAUGCUGGGAUUACUAACACUCUGUCCCAUGGAAGUUGCUCAUCUUCGUAAAGAAUUAUUGAUAGCUGCCAGACAUAUUCUAGCAACCGAUUUACGUAAUAAGUUUGUUCCACAUAUGGAAAGGCUGUUUGAUGAAGAUGUACUUCUUGGGCAUGGUUGGACUACCCAUGAAUCACUUAGACCUUUGGCGUAUUCAACAUUAGCCGAUUUGGUUCACCAUGUUAGACAGUUGUUACCACUUAGCGACUUGGCUAGAGCCGUUCAUCUGUUUAGCAAAAAUGUACAUGAUCAAAGUCUCCCUACUACUAUACAGACAAUGUCAUGCAAGUUACUUUUAAAUUUGGUCGAAUGCAUUAGACAGAGAUCCGAUGCAGAGAAUAGUAAUCAGGGAAGAGAAUUGCUAAUGAGGAUGCUGGAAGUUUUUGUGCUUAAAUUUAAAACGAUAACGAAACUUCAAAUGCCUGUUCUUUUGAAUAAGGCGAAGCAGCCAACGUUGACAGGAGUGGAAGUUAAAACAGAAGAUAUUAAGCAAAGCAUAACAGAUUUGAACGAUGAUAAGGAUUGUGGCAAGUCAAAAUUUGGCUUUCCAGCUUCACAAGCCACGAAUUAUAACGUGGCCGAUUAUAGAAGUCUCGUCAAAACCUUGGUAUGCGGUGUGAAAACUAUCACAUGGGGUUGUGCUAAUUGCAAAUCAGGUGAAGUUGCGCAAUCCAAACAAUUUCAACCAAAAGAGACGCUAGUUUUUAUCAGACUAGUAAAGUGGGCCCUUCAGGCACUUGAUAUUUAUACAAUAGGGCCUCCAGCUGUAGGAGUCAUCACUCAAUCGGGAAGACCAACACAGCCACAAACAGUAAGGACGAAGGAAGAGAAAGAAGUUUUGGAGCAUUUCAGUGGUGUAUUUUCAAUGAUGAAUCCUCAGACUUUUCAAGAAAUAUUCUCAACGACUAUAGACUACAUGGUGGAACGUAUUUUCAAGAACUGCGCCCUUCAAAUUGUAGGUAAUUCGUUUCUGGCCAAUCCAACGACUUCACCGAUAUUCGCCACAGUUCUCGUGGAGUACCUUCUGGAAAGAAUGGACGACAUGGGAUCUAAUGUCGAAAGAAGUAAUUUAUAUUUAAGACUAUUCAAGUUAGUCUUUGGAAGCGUCUCACUUUUUCCAGCCGAAAAUGAGCAUAUGCUCAGACCGCAUCUUCAUCAAAUUGUAAAUCGCUCUAUGGAACUCGCCAUGUCUGCUAAAGAACCAUAUAAUUAUUUUCUACUACUACGUGCUCUCUUUAGAUCUAUUGGAGGUGGCUCCCAUGAUCUUCUGUACCAAGAAUUCUUACCAUUACUUCCAAAUCUAUUGGAAGGUCUUAAUAGACUUCAGUCAGGUUUACAUAAGCAACAUAUGAAGGAUUUAUUUGUUGAGUUGUGCUUGACUGUACCAGUGCGUCUUAGUUCUCUACUUCCUUAUCUGCCAAUGCUUAUGGACCCCCUCGUGUCUGCUCUCAACGGAAGUCAUACUCUGGUCAGUCAAGGUUUACGUACUCUUGAACUUUGUGUAGAUAAUCUGCAACCGGACUUUCUUUAUGAACAUAUUCAGCCAGUACGUGCUGAUUUGAUGCAAGCUCUAUGGAGAACACUUCGAAAUCCUACUGAUCAAGUGGCACACGUAGCCUUCAGAGUGCUUGGUAAAUUCGGGGGUGGAAAUCGAAAAAUGAUGAUCGAACCACAGAAACUUGAGUACAAUGAUCGAGAAACAAGCUCACCAGCUAUUAUUGCCUACUUUCAAGAACCUUCGAAACCUAUUGAUUUUUCUGUGGAAAAGGUUGUUGAAACAGCAUUUACUGCACUUAAAUCUAAUGCAACUGAUCCAUUCUACCGUCGGCAGUGCUGGGAAGUGAUUAACUGUUAUCUAGCCGCUUCACUUAAGCUGGAUGAUGAUAGGUUGACCCUUUAUAAGCUCUUCAUGCAUCCGAGCUUCAAAGAAAGGAAAAUACUACAUCAACAAGGGCCACAUUACAAGUGUCCUGAUAUCGUAGCCCGAAAUGUACAACAAACCGCUUUGACUGGAUUAUUCGUAGCUGCAGCUAUCAAGGAACUCAGGCAUUCUGUCUUAGGCACCAUGGUGUCACUCGUUAGACAUUAUACGAUGGUGGCCAUUGCCCAGCAAGCGGGACCAUUUUACUCGACUGGCAGACCAAUUAGAAGUCAAGGACAGGAUUCACUGGUUCUUAUUGAUGCGCUGGCCGUGAUUAUGGGUCAUGAAGAAAAGGAGCUUUGUAAACCUGGACAUCUCGCAUUAGUUCUGAUACUGGAAACUGCUACAAAUAUUCUUGGUACUAAGGAACGUGCAUGUCAGUUACCAUUGAUGGAAUAUCUUGCAGAGAGAAUGUGCUCUUUGUGCUACGAGAGGGCGUGGUACGCAAAAUUGGGUGGAUGUAUAGCAAUAAAAUUCCUAUUCGAAAGAAUGGCUACGAAGUGGGUUCUAAAUCAUUUGUUUGUAUUUCUUAAAGCACUUAUGUUCGUUAUGAUGGAUCUUACAGGAGAAGUGUCAAACGGUGCCAUAGACAUGGCUAAAGCUAACCUCGAAAAGAUGCUAAGGGUCUGUGUGAAUCCAGGAAUUCAAGAUGGAAACACAGAAUUAUUAGAAGCACAUAAUAAGAGUCUCUAUGAAGUAACGCAUGAACUUGUGCGACAAGUGACUUCUCCCCACUCUAUGGUUAGAGAGCAAGCUAUGGCGUCUUUAAGACUGCUGGGUGAAAUACAGAAUAAGACGGUUACAGAGGUGAUGGAGCCGCAUAAGGAGGUUCUCGCAGAUAUGAUUCCUCCCAAGAAACAUCUGCUCAGACAUCAACCAGCCAAUGCUCAGAUUGGUCUUAUGGAUGGGAACACCUUCUGCACUACUCUUAACCCAAGAUUAUUCACUAUCGAUUUAACCAUCAUGGAACACAAAGUCUUUUUUCAAGAGCUUCUUGCCCUAAGCGAAGCAGAGGAUGCUAAUCUAAACAAGCUGCCUUGUUACAAAUCGGUAUCGAAUCUUAUACCUUUAAGAAAAUCAGCCCUGAGAGCAUUAGCUGCCUGCCACUACAUUGUUGCAUGCAGAGAAAAGAUUUUUGGCGUUCUUUAUAAAGCCCUAGAGAAACAGAAUGCAGAACUACAGGAAGCUGCUUUCGAAUGUAUGCAGAAAUUCAUAGCUGGAUUCCAAAUUGACAUGGAAUCUGUACAUGCUAUAAUGCGGCCAAUGCUGUUAACUCUAGGAGAUCACAGGAAUCUCAGUCUAAACUGUGUAAAACGCCUUUCCUAUUUAACACAACUUUUUCCUAGUACCUUCAGCAUCACUUUGUGUGAACAGUUAUUGCAACACUUAAAGAAACUCUUAGAGAAUCUCAUCCAGGCCCAUAAAGGCGUUUCGAAAUCAGGAGAAAAUGAACAAAAGAUUGCUACCAUUAUAGGGAUAUUUCAUCAGAUUCCAGCUGCCACACCGAAGUUCAUCGAUGUAUUAUGCAGACUCGUCUUGCAGACAGAAAAAUCAUUAUUGGUGGAAGCUUCUAGCCCUUUUCGUGUUCCACUAAUGAGAUUCCUACUACGCUAUCCAACAGAAACUCUAAACCUUUUUCUUCACGAUAACAACAUAAAGGACCAACAGUGGAGCAGAUACUUAGAAUUUUUAAUAAAGCACAAAGACGGCAAAUCAUUUAGGGACGUUCUGCAUAAUAACACCAGCAGACUAAUCACCAUGCUGCUAACUCAUUCUCAAACAAAUUCUAAUUUGAGCCACGCCGAGAAGAGCGAAUUACAACAUCAAGCUAUAAGAAUCAUUUCGGUCCUGAUUAAAUUCGACGAACAAUGGCUGUCUACACAGAGUCAAUUAGUUGCGGCAUUGAAGCAGAUUUGGUGUAACGAUGAAUAUCAGAAUUUACAUAAGAAAGUCGAUAGUGUGGAUUUCUGUCAUUGGAAAGAACCAAAACUCAUUGUCAAAAUUCUCCUGCAUUAUUUUGGCCAUCAUCCCAAUGAUAUUGAUCUGCUUUUCCAACUAUUGAGAGCUACCUGUGACCGAUUCAUACCGGAUUUCCAGUUUCUUCGUGAUUUCCUGGAAAAUACAGUGGCGCAGGAAUAUACAGUUGAAUGGAAGCGAAGUGCAUUCUUUAGAUUUGUUGAACACUUUCCCACGAAUAAUAUGUCACAGGAGUUGAAAGCUAAAGUGUUGCAGCUCAUCAUCAUUCCUUGUUUUGCCACAAGUUUUGAACGCGGUGAGGGAGUAAAAUUGGUCGGAGGCGCACCAAUGCCUUAUCAAGACAAUCCAGAGAACGUGGUUUCGGUCUUCAUCAGUAAAAUCAUCGAUCCAGAUAAUCCCUUCGGAUCUGCUGAUUGCGUGAGAAUUUCUUUGCUACAAUUUUCAUGUCUCCUGGUGGAGCAGGCUUCCCAGCAUAUCCAUGAUGUAACUAAUAAAAGACAAGGAAACAAAUUACGAAGAUUGAUGACAUUUGCAUGGCCAUGUCUCCUCGGGAAGAAUUGCGUUGACCCUGCAACACGAUAUCAUGGUCAUCUAUUGCUAAGUCACAUUAUUGCUAAGUUUGCUAUACACAAAAGGAUCGUCCUUCAAGUAUUCCAUAGUCUACUGAAGGCUCAUGCUGUUGAAGCCAGGAAUGUUGUUAGGCAGGCUCUUGAAAUUCUUACACCUGCUAUGCCUGUUAGAAUGGAGGACGGUAACACUAUGCUUACACAUUGGACUAAAAAAAUCAUUGUUGAGGAAGGGCACUCUAUGCAGCAGUUGUUUCAUAUACUGCAACUUGUAGUGAGGCACUAUAAGGUUUACUAUCCAGUGAGACAUCACUUGGUUCAGCAUAUGGUUAAUUCCAUUCAGAGAUUAGGAUUCAGCCCUACCGCUACCAUAGAACAUAGGAGAUUAGCAGUUGAAUUGGCUGAGGUUAUUAUCAAGUGGGAGUUACACAGAAUUAAGGAUGAGGCCGAGAAUGUUGAAACAGGUGGUACAGGUACUAUGACAGGAACAGUGAAAAGACCAAUCCAGGAUGAUCCUGCUGGGAAUAAACGUCUAGCUACACAACCGGUUACUGCCAAUACCACAGUUCCUCUAAUUACACCAAAAAUGGAACCUGGUGCAACAAAACCGAUAGAAAGGGCUCAUGCAGAUGCUAUUCUGAACUUCUUGUUGCGUCUAGCUUGCCAAGUGAAUGAUGCGACUACAACUCAAGGUAACCCUGGAGAACAACUUUCUAGAAGGUGUGUAACUUUAUUAAAACUGGCUCUGAAGCCAGACGUAUGGCCACAGUCCUGUGAUUUAAAGUUAGCUUGGCUGGAUAAGGUUUUUGCGAGUGUUGACAAUGCCCAACCGAACUAUGGGAAUAUAUGCACUGCAUUGGAACUCAUGACAUUUUUACUAGGGGUAAUGAAACGAGAACAGAUUUUAGCAAGUUGCAAACCGCUUCAAAGAGGCUUGGGAGCAUGUAUUGCCAGUAGCAAUACUAAAGUCAUUAGACUGGUUCAUGGUCUACUAUCACGACUUAUGACAAUAUUUCCAACUGAACCCACGUCCUCUAAUGUGGCUUCCAAAUAUGAAGAACUUGAUACUCUCUACACUACUGUUGGUAAGUUUAUUUUUGAUGGACUGGCAGCUUAUGAGAAGAAUACUACUGCAACACCCAGUACCCUAUUUGGAACUCUGAUGACGCUCAAAGCAGCGUGCACAAAUAAUCAAAGCUACAUUGAUCGUCUGAUUACCCCUUUUAUGAGAGUUCUUCACAGAAUGGCAAAGGAUCAUUUGCAUCCCACUCAAACUGAGACUAAUCCUGUGGGCAGUGAACUUCUGAUACUCAGCUUGGAUCUUGUAAAGAAUAGAGUAGUAGUCAUGGGUGUAGAGAUGCGUAAAUCUUUCAUAGGAACUAUUUUAGUUGGGCUCAUAGAAAAAACUCAGGAUAUCAAAGUAAUGAAGGCCAUAACAAAGAUGUUGGAAGAAUGGAUGAAGAACAAGCACCCUAUAGCAAUAAAUCAAGCACCCAGCCUCAGGGAAAAGUCUAUCCUACUCGUGAAGAUGAUGCAAUAUGUUGAAAAACGGUUCCCCGAUGAUCUUGAGCUUAAUGGGCAAUUCCUUGAAUUGGUUAAUUAUGUUUAUAGGGAUGAUACAUUGAAAUCAUCGGAACUCACAUCAAAAUUGGAACCUGCUUUCCUUUCAGGAUUGAGAUGUAUACAGCCUCAUAUUAGGGCCAAGUUUUUUGAAGUAUUCGAUGGAUCUAUGAGAAGAAGAUUACAUGAUAGAUUGUUGUAUAUCAUUUGUAGCCAGAGUUGGGACGCCAUGGGACCUCAUUACUGGAUAAAACAAUGUAUCGAGCUUCUCUUGGUGACAGCUAGUUCUACAACGCAAAUACAAAUGACUAAUCAGGAUACACUACUACCCAGUGUCACAUCAAUUAUAAAUAUGGCUGAUAGCGAGGAGCAUAAAAACUUUGUAAUUUAUACGACAGUGAAAGAAGAACCUCAAGAUAUCUCAGAAUCAGGCGAUGUUAAGGAUGAUAUUUUAGAUAUGGAUCUGUCGAAUGUGGAUCCAGCUACAGUUCCAGAAGAAAUAAUAUGUGGGAGAAAAGCUACCCUCACGCAACUUAUCGCCAAACAAGCAGAGUUCUUAGAGCAUGCUAGAAAAAUUAGGACCGAACAAAUGCUAGUAGCCACCGCGCAGCUGUGUCACAUGGAUACUAACCUUGCUGAACGUGUUUGGUUGGACACUUUUCCAAGACUUUGGAGUAUUCUGGAUGAACACCAACAUAAUGCACUUAUAGCGGAAAUGGUGCCCUUUAUCUGUAGUGGAACUCAUGUAAUACAGAAGGAUUGUCAUCCGAGUGCUAUAGCCACAUUUGUUGAAGCCAUGACACAUUGCAAUCCAUCAGUACCCAUGAGGCCUGCUUUGAUGAAGUAUCUAGGUAGAUCACACAAUUUGUGGCAUAGAAUGACCUUCAGUCUAGAGCAAAUGGCCUUUGAUACUGGAAAUAAUCAGUAUAAGAACAAACGUGAAUCUGAUUGCUAUGAUUUCGAACCAGACAACAGUCCUCAUGCGGAAGUGUUAAACAGUCUCUCCGAUAUGUAUUCUCUACUUUGUGAAGAAGAUAUGUGGUCUGGUCUCUGGCAGAAACAUGCUCACUACAAGGAGACAUUGCAAGCUACAGCACUAGAGCAGCAAGGGUUUUUCGAACAGGCCCAAGGUGCUUAUGAUGUAGCAAUGACCAAAUUUAAACAAGACUAUGCUACAACACCAGCGCCUUUCAAGACUCAAAGGGAAACUAUUCUCUGGGAGCAGCAUUGGAUUCGCUGUGCCAAGGAACUUAAUCAGUGGGACUUGCUGUUGGAUUAUGGAAGCAAGAAAGCUGAGAAGAAUCCAUUUCUUAUCUUGGAGAGCUCUUGGCGCAUUCCAAACUGGACAAUAAUGAAAGAGGCCUUAGCACAAGUUGAACAUAAUUGUCCUAAAGAAAUGGCCUGGAAAGUUAACCUUUACCGUGGAUUCCUCGCAAUUUGUCAUAGUGAGGACCAACAUCUCACUGCUGUCGAACGAUAUGUCGAGCUGGCUUCUGGACUUUGCAUGCGAGAAUGGCGUAGACUACCUCAUAUUGUCAGUCACAUUCAUCUACCAUUGCUACAGGCAGCACAACAGAUAAUGGAAUUGCAAGAGGCUAUGCAAAUUCACCAAGGUCUCCUUCAUGGUAGGAGUUCCUCUCUCCAUGAUAUGAAAGCUAUUGUGAAAACUUGGCGUAAUCGAUUGCCAGUGAUCGCUGAUGAUCUAAGUCACUGGUCCGAUAUCUUCACUUGGAGGCAACAUCAUUACACCUUUAUUUCUAGCCAUUACGAUUCUCAACAGGAUCAAACAACGAAUCAUUCUAUGCUGGGUGUUCACGCAUCGGCACAAGCGAUCAUCCAUUUUGGGAAGAUUGCUAGGAAACAUAAUCUUUCUGGAGUCUGUUUAGAUUCCUUAUCAAGGAUCUAUACGAUACCGAGUGUACCUAUUGUGGACUGUUUCCAAAAGAUAAGACAACAAGUCAAGUGCUAUCUGCAAAUGGCUUCAGUGACAGGAAAGAAUGAACUGCAGGAAGGUCUGGAAGUUAUAGAAUCAACGAAUCUCAAAUACUUCACUAAGGAGAUGACUGCAGAGUUUUACGCCUUGAAGGGUAUGCUUCUAUCUCAGAUAGGACGUUCCGAUGAUGCGAAUAAGGCCUUUUCGGCGGCAGUACAGCUCCAUGAUACUCUGGUCAAAGCUUGGGCACUCUGGGGAGAUUACUUAGAACACAUAUUCACACGAGAUGCACGACAGAUUUCUAUUGGUGUUUCUGCUAUGACUUGCUUCCUUCAUGCUUGUAGGCAUCAAAAUGAAUCGAAGUCCAGGAAGUAUCUGGCGAAGGUGCUAUGGCUAUUAACUUAUGACGAUGACAAAUUUUCUUUAAUGGAAGCUGUUGAUAAAUAUGCGGUUGGCGUUCCACCCAUUCAAUGGUUACCUUGGAUACCACAACUGUUGAUGUGCCUUGUACGACACGAGGGUAAUGUUAUAUUAAAUCUUCUCAGUCAGGUAGGAAGAAUGUUCCCACAGGCAGUUUACUUCUCAAUAAGAACCCUUUACCUGACUUUAAAAAUAGAACAAAGAGAACGGUACAAGAGUGCUGAAUUGGCAGCAGGAAAGAGUAAUGACGGCACAGAGGGUCGUGUUGCUGGAAACGUGCAGCAACAGGGUGCUCCAGAAACGGGACCAAUACGUGCUACUCCACCGAUGUGGCGUUGUUCUAAGAUAAUGCACAUGCAGCGUGACAUACAUCCCACCAUUUUGUCUAGUCUAGAAGGUAUUGUAGAUCAAAUGGUCUGGUUCCGUGAGACCUGGUAUGAAGAAGUUUUACGACAACUUAGACAAGGACUAGCUAAGUGUUAUGCUAUUGCAUUUGAGAAUCGUGGAGCUGUCAGUGAGGCUACCAUAACACCACAUACUCUGAAUUUUGUGAAGAAGCUGGUUUCUACUUUUGGUAUUGGAAUUGAAAACAUAUCCUCAUCUCAAAAUGUGAAUAAUACUUUUGGCUCUGCAGCGUCGGAAUCUUUGGCACGUAGGGCACAGGCGACUGUACAGGAUCCAGUGUUUCAGAAAAUGAAAGGACAGUUUACUAGUGAUUUCGAUUUCACUGUUCCCGGUGCGCGGUUGUUGCAUAAUUUGAUUAGUAAACUUAAGAAAUGGAUUAAAAUACUCGAAGGAAAAACAAAACAGCUUCCUAAAUCUUUUCUGAUUGAAGAGAAAUGCCGCUUCCUCAGUAACUUCAGUUUGAAAACAGCUGAGGUGGAACUACCUGGCGAAUUCCUAUUACCCAAACACUCACAUUAUUAUGUCAGGAUAGCAAGGUUUAUGCCAAGAGUUGAAGUCGUACAACGGCAUAAUACAGCAGCCCGAAGAUUACGGAUACGAGGACACAAUGGACGGCUAUAUCCCUAUUUGGUAGUGAACGACGCUGGUCUGGGAGAUGCGCGACGCGAGGAACGUGUGCUGCAAUUACUCAGAAUGCUUAAUCAUUACCUGGCUAAACAGAAGGAAACUUCUCGAAGAUUUCUGCACUUUACAGUUCCAAGAGUGGUUGCAGUUUCACCACAGAUGCGACUUGUGGAGGAUAAUCCAGCUUCAGUGUCUCUUUUGGACAUUUAUAAGCAAGGGUGUGCUAAAUUAGAAAUAGAACAUGAUGCUCCUAUUGCUAGGUACUAUGAUAGAUUAGCUACGGUACAGGCACGUGGAGCGCAGGCGAGUCACCAAGUCCUGCGGGAUAUAUUGAAGGAAGUACAAUCGACGAUGGUGGCCAGGACAAUGCUGAGAGAUUGGGCAGUAAAGACAUUCCCUGCAGCUACGGAUUAUUGGACAUUUAGAAAGAUGUUUACUCUGCAACUUUCACUGGCCUGCUUUGCUGAGUACGUUUUACACCUGACUAGGCUGAAUCCGGAUAUGAUGUACGUGCAUCAAGACUCUGGCUUAAUAAACAUAGCCUAUUUCAAAUUUGACGUAGAUGAUACUUCCGGAGAGCUGGAUGCCAAUAGACCUGUUCCAUUUCGAUUGACUCCAAAUAUUUUGGAAUUCUUAACGAGUACAGGUGUAUCUGGACCAUUAACAGCAAGUGCAAUAGCAACGGCACGCUGCUUGGUACAACCAUCCUUCAAAGUACACACGAUAUUGAGAGCCAUAUUACGGGACGAGGUAAUUUCCGACCACAACAAAAAGCAAGAAGAUGCAGAGAACGUAUUACAAGCACCAGCAGACAUGAAAGGCGAACUCCUGAUCACCAUGGUGACUCGCGCAGUAACGGCAAUAAUGACCAGGUUGAAUUCAUUGGCAAAUUUCGACGGAACAGAUAGUAAAGUUAGUACGCUGGUCGCUGCUGCUAAUAGUCAUGACAAUUUGUGUCGAAUGGAUCCCUCUUGGCAUCCAUGGCUCUAAAGAUGUAGCAUUUUGGUACAGGAUUUAAACUGUCACGUGACAUAUGCAAGAUGAAAUAGAUCGAAUUUUUUGUAACGUAGAGCCUGUACUAUUUGUAACUAUUCUGUAUAUGGUUUAAAUAAGUAUAGUAUUGGGACAAUGCUGGAUUUAAUUUCAAUUAGAAUCACUUUACUGUAUCAAUUAUGUAUUUCGAGAAUUUUAAUAAUUCUGAUUUUUCCUCAUGACUCGUCCUGUAUUUUGUUCAUGUGUGUAUGCAGCUAAGAGUACAAAGAAAUCAUAAGAUAAUCGAAGAUGUUUAUCAUAACAUGCUUAUAAAGAGAUUCUCUGCGGAUUUUGAAAUUUACAUUUAGCGGUAGGUGAAAUAUGUAUGUAUGUAUGUAUGUAUGUAUGUAUGUAUAUGACGAGAAGUGGUGCAUCAGGAGUUUCUCCGUUGUGAAUUGUUGCUUUAAAAAUGGCAUAUAUGUAAUAAACAAUUUUCUACCGAA